This is a messenger RNA of Morchella importuna, 1758 nucleotides long. RefSeq lists its product as uncharacterized. Gene Ontology annotation, molecular function: hydrolase activity, hydrolyzing O-glycosyl compounds. NCBI's taxonomy places the organism in Eukaryota, Fungi, Ascomycota, Pezizomycetes, Pezizales, Morchellaceae. The record is from RefSeq and is a predicted model, not a curated record. Gene Ontology annotation, biological process: peptidoglycan turnover; carbohydrate metabolic process. The transcript has 7 exons. The coding region runs from base 1 to 1758 and encodes 585 amino acids.
AUGGCCACAACGAACGGUGAAUAUGCGCAGCCUCGUAGAAGUUCCUCUGAGCCCAUUGCGCAGCGCGAUGAUGAAGAAGCAGCACGGCUUGUUGGUCAAAUGAUCAUGGUGGGAUUUGAUGGACUUAGCGUUACUCCAGAAAUCCGCAUGAUGAUAGAAAAGUACUAUGUGGGAAGCAUAAUCUUAACACGAAGAAAUAUUCAAGAUGGGGUUCAAUUGGCAAGCCUCACACAGGAGCUACAAAAUAUUGCACAAUCUGUAGGAUUCGAUAGGCCGCUCAUCAUUGGAAUCGACCAAGAGAAUGGAAUGCUCAGUCGAUUAGGCGACGGAAAACGGGCCACUCAGUUCCCAGGCGCGAUGGCUCUGGGGGCAACACGAUCACAAAGUCAAGCCUUUGAUAUCGCGAAAGCGACUGCCAAAGAACUGGUCGCAGUUGGAAUUAACUGGAACUUUGCGCCCGUUUUGGAUGUGAUCAAUGAACAUAAUUCUACUAAUGUUGGCGUGAGAGCUUUUGGGGAUGAUCCUCAACUAGUAGGUGGUCACGGGGUUGCAUUUGCUGAAGGUCUUAGGGCUGGAGGAAUGGGCCAUUGUGUAAAGCAUUUCCCGAGCACAGGCAGAACGACAAACAAGGAUGGCAGUCGGAGUUCAACCUUUAACUUCAAAGCUCGAGAUGACCUGGAGAUGACAGAACUAGUCCCAUUUAGAAAAGCUGUUGCGGCAGGAUUGGACAGUGUAAUGUUGACCUCGUCUGUGUGGGAAGAGAGUGGGGAUGGCGGCAUGGCAGAUGCUAAACACGUUAUUCAUGACGUAUUGCGAAGACAAUUAGGAUAUGAUGGCCUCACUAUAUGUGAUACUACCGACAUGCCAUCCUUCACCAAACGCUCAAAUAUUGGAGAAGCCGCCGUUAUGGCAAUUAGAGUAGGGUGUGACAUGUUGCAGAUUUUGGGCAAACCUGAGACACAGAAGCAGGCAAUUGAGGCUAUUUACGAAGCCAUUCGAAAUGGGAAUAUAAUCAGAAGCGAGAUCUACCGAUCCUCAGGGAGGGUCAUGCAGUUGAAACAACACUACUUGAACUGGCGGACAGCUCUUGCUACUCCGGAUUCAAAUCGCCUACCUUCAUUGAUGCAGGAACAUCAAUCUCUCGCACGAAAGAUUUACGAAAACUCGACAACGGUGGUUCGGGAUGAAAAGAACCUUAUUCCAUUAUCUGCGCGCAUAAGGUCCUCAGAAAAUGUUCUACUUCUUACACCAGUUGUGAGACCUCUUCAUCAGAGAGCACCUGGAGAACCCCCAAUAGAUCCAUUUGAGUACUUUGGCAAGGCACUUGCUCGAAAACACCCUAAAAUUAGGCACGCUCCCUACACUGUGCAUGGAAUCACCUCAACUCACGUUGCCCUCAUUAAGAGAGCCUCAGCAGUCAUAUUUGUUACUGUAAAUGCAAAUAGGCCAAACACUAGCUACCAACUAGAGACUGCUGGAGCGGUUCAUCGUCUGUGUCUUAACAAGCCUUUAGUAACUCUUGCUGCAUGCGACCCUUAUGAUCUUUUGAUUGAUAGAACAUUUGGGACGUACAUCUGCACAUACGAAUAUUCGCAAACAGCACUGGAAACGGCGGCUGAAGUAAUAAUUGGUGGACGCCACGCACCAGGUGUUCUUCCUGUCAGUAUACCAGGCACAUCUGCUCUGAGGCAACAACAUCAGUGGUUCGUUGAGGGCGAAAAUGGCCGUUGGACGCAAGCACGCUCAGUGCUCUGCUAG